AAGCUCCCGAUUAAGGAAAAUAUCAUUUCUUGUAGAAAAUUUUACAAAAAUGAAAGGUCUUAUCCUUGUUUUCGCCGUCAUUGCUACAAGCUGUUUUGCUUCAGUGAUAGAACAAAAUUAUAGCGAUGCUGUUAGAACCGCAUGGAAGGUUUGUAAGACUGAUGAUAUGUCGGAUGAAACGUACUAUAAUAUGACAGAGGGGCAACAAAUGCCAAAAACGAAGCCAGAAAAAUGCUUUAAAUAUUGUUUGUCAAAACAAUUGGGACAUAUGGACGGCAAUACAGUAAAUUCACAGGCAGUGAUGGAUUCUAACAAAAAACUAUUUACCGAUCCCAAGGAUGCAGAGAAGGUUAAUGGGAUGUGGAACGUUUGUCUGACCACUGUCGGAAUAAAGGAAGACGAAUGUGAGACCUCGAGUGCACUUACCGUUUGUUUGAUGACAGCAGUCCUUUCUGGUGGCUUAUCACUUCCAUCCAUGGCCCCUCCUGGCCAAUCUUAGAAA
Molecule: messenger RNA, 502 nt
Organism: Cimex lectularius (bed bug)
Lineage: Eukaryota; Metazoa; Arthropoda; Insecta; Hemiptera; Cimicidae
Product: general odorant-binding protein 56h
Exons: 7
Coding region: 50-499 (149 amino acids)
Molecular function (GO): odorant binding
Source: RefSeq, a predicted model, not a curated record